UUUGAUCAUACUUUCGAGCAGUUUUUCAAUUGCGUGGUUACUCAGCCGGAGAAGAAAAGCAAAUUUAAAGGAAUGAAACAUUUUAUCGCUUACAACGUCACACCGUCCGUACGUAUUCAACUUAAACUUACAGACAGCUCUAUCAAUUAUAUGGUCUCCAGUGUUACUACAGGAGGAAACCUAAACCAAACUAACUUUAUUUCUACUGGAUAGCUCUAUCAGUUCUAAACUGUUCUUCCUAGAGUUCCAGUGAGGAUCAUCUCUUAUUGAUCCAGUGUUACUACAGGAUGAAACCUAAACUAACUUUAUUUAUACUGGAUAGCUCUAUCAGUUCUAAACUGUUCUUUCUAGAGGCCGAGACCGAAGCUCUAUCAGUUCUAAACUGUUCUUUCUAGAGGCCCAGUAAGAAUCAUCUCUUAUUGAUCCAGUGUUACUACAGGAGGAAACCUAAACCAAACUAACUUUAUUUCUACUGGAUAGCUCUAUCAGUUCUAAACUGUUCUUCCUAGAGUUCCAGUGAGGAUCAUCUCUUAUUGAUCCAGUGUUACUACAGGAUGAAACCUAAACUAACUUUAUUUAUACUAGAUAGCUCUAUCAGUUCUAAACUGUUCUUCCUAGAGGUCCAGUAAGAAUCAUCUCUUAUUGAUCCAGUGUUACUACAGGAGGAAACCUAAACUUACGUUCUAAACUGUUCUUCCUAGAGGUCCAGUAAGGAUCAUCUCUUAUUGAUCCAGUGUUACUACAGGAGGAAACCUAAACUAAACUAACUGUAUUUAAAUUGAAUAGGUUUAACAGUAUUUCUUGUAUUCUCAGUGUACGGGUAUCGCGGUCAGUCGUCGUUUCAAGCAUUUUGAUUGGCUGUACUGUAGAUUACUGGAAAAAUUCACAUGUUUAUCCAUACCACCGAUCCCUGAAAAACAGAUCACAGGUUAUUAUUAUUAUUAUUAUUAAAUUCGUUACAAAUGUUUAAACUGACACUCAUUUACAUAACAUGUUACAAGAAAAUGUACGUGACUGGCGGUAUAUGUUUUAUAUGUAGUGCUAGAAUUUAAAACAACGAAACCAGUAAAACUAAAAAAUUAGAAUAAGUUAUGAACAACAUCAACCUGCGUACACUUGGACUAAAGGUUGAGGUUACUAGACCGUAAUAUUGGCGGAUUGGACGUUUAUAAUCCGACAAUUGGCUAAUGUUUAAAAUUCGAUCCGAAAUUGUCUAAUCCGAUCCGAUCCGAGUUUGGAUAAAGAAUUGGAAUCCGAUCUGAUCCAAAGAAUCCUUUAAUAAAAUAAAUUUCUCAUUCAAGUUGAAAUAUUUAACCAAAUAAAUAUAAAAGCAAGAAAUACAUGUCAAGAAGCUGACAUAGUGACGUCCAAUUGAAGUAUCACUCGAAAAAUGCAGCGACAACCGCGAUAAUGCUUUGAUAAAUGCAUGGAUAAUUAAUUCUUGCGAUAAUGCGUGGAUAAUUAAUUCAUUUUAUUUCGGAUAUCGAAGUCCGAUCCGACUACGAAACAACUUUAUCAAUCCGAUCCGAAAUGUAUAUUUUUGUUCCGAAAUCCGAACGAAUCCGAUCGGAUUCGGAUCGGAUUUGCACACCUCUAAUUGGCGCACCUCCGGUACGUAAGUGCGCGCAUUAUCAUACCCUGUGAAUAUCCAGUAUUAUUUUCCGUUUUCAUCUUUUACAAUAGGAAAAUACGCCGACGAAUUUGUAGAAAAACGACGUGAAAUGCUCGAGAGAUGGCUCAAUAGAUUAACAAGACAUCCUUUAGUAUCGAAAAGUGAAGUCUUUCAACAUUUUCUCUUCUGUAAAGACGGCGAAAAGGCGAGUGGUUAAUUCUUUGUUUUAAAAGCCAGUGAUAUAUUUGAUGUAGGGUGAGAAUACAAGCACUUUUCACAUGCAACUCAGCUCAACUGAUGAUGCUCUUCAUUUUGCAGGAGUGGAAAGCUGGUAAAAGGAAAGCCGAGUGCGAUAAACUCUGUGGCGCUGCUUUCUUUCUAACUGUGAAAAGUCCAAUGACAGCCAUAUCUAUCGACGAGGCGUAAGUUGUUACUGAAAGGCACAGUUCUGCUUUUUGAAUGAUGGUUUUUAAGGCGCAUUUCAGCCCUUUUAAUCGAAAAAACUAACUAGGGAAAUCAAUUAUGCAUAAUUCAAGAUCUGAUCUUGAAUUAUGCAUAAUUGAUUUCCCUAGUUAAUUUUUUCAAUUAAAAGGGCUGAAAUGCGCCUUAAAAACCAUCAUUCAAAAAGCUGAACUGUGUAACGAAUAUUGUAGGGAAGCGUAGCUGGUAUACGCGUAAAAAUCUCCCAGCUUGUCAAAAAGGUGUGUUCGCACUGCUUGUUCCAAGUUGUUGACAAGUCUGGAACAAGUUGUUAUCAUCUUGUAACAAGGUUGAUGAGGCCAACAGAUUCAAAGCAAGUUGUUCCAACAAGUCUGAUAUCGUCUGCACGUAACAAGUUGUUAACAAGUUGAUGACAACAAGCUCGUAGCAACUUGUUACGAACAGCCUGUGUUAGUCUUGUUGAAACAACUUGUAGCAAGUCUAUAACAGUCAUCAACCUUGUAACAAGGUGAUAACAACUUGUUCCAGACUUGUCACAACAACUGGGAACAAGCAGUGCGAACACAUCCUGAAAUCGCUUGACAGCAACCUUGUUACAACGUGUUUGCAGAUCGCUAACAACUUGCGCGUUUUUACCUGUCCCUUUCCCAAGUAUCUGCCUAGCAUGGCAUUGUUUAUGAUAUUUCUUCCUCUUUCUAGUGACAUAAAAAUCGAAGAAUUUUCUCAAUUUUCAAAAACAAUGGAACAAAAUGUGCAGAGAUUUUAUGAAAGAUGUCAGUCCUAUGGUCUCAAGUACGAUGGAGGUAAAAACCAACAAUUUGGUUGUGUUUUGCUAUUUUUUGUUAGUAAGUCGGGUUGUAAUGUAAUAUUACCGUACACUAUAUAUGUGUUUUUUAAUGUGUUUUUUAGUGUUCAAAAAUUCGCAUAGAAAGUUUGGCUCGUCGUUUGAAAGCCUUAGUGACGCUUUUCAACAACAUGGUAGCGCAUGUAAGUUGUUUUAACAAUAACGAUGUUCACGAGUCUUCGUUCUGUAGCAAAUUAUAGUGAUUCUAUUUUAUUAACUGUGUUAUUUUAUAUCAGAUUCUCAACCUAUAACGGAGGCGAUCGCUCAUACUGGCAGAACAUAUGUUGAUAUAGGAGAGGCAUUUGGCGAACAGGUUAGAAAAUGAUGUUCAUUCUUUUCAUUGUUAUGUAGUAGUGAUAUAUACACACAUAAAAACGCACAAGUUGUUACAAGUCUGCUAACAAGUUGUUACAAAUCUGUUCACAAGCUGUCGACAAGUUGUCUUCGCACUGCUUGUUCCUAGUUGUUGUAACAAGUUUGCAACAAGCUGUUAACAAAUUGUAACAAAUUGUAACAAGCUUGAUGGCUUUAUCAGACUUGUUCGUAGCGUACCGAAGCCUAUCCAAAAAAGUUGUCAACAAGUUUGGAACAAGCUGUUGACAACUUGUAACAACUUUGUUAACAUUAUCAGGCUUGUUGCAAGGUUGUUUCAACAAGUCUGAUACAUUCAUGAUAUAGCAAUAUUGUUACAACCUUGUGUCGUCAACCUUGUAACAUUCUUGUUUAUCAUGACUGUAUCAGACUUGUUAGAACAACCUUGUCGUGAAUUGUAAAACUGGCUUAAUAGUGUAUUUAAAUUUCGGAAAUUUCGUCUACAAAGACCAAUCUGCUAUUUCUUUCAGCCUAGACUGGACAUAUUGCACCUGAUGGAAGGACUUCAAGAAUACACGGGCAUUUUAUCGACUUUCCCUGAAAUAAUUCACGUUCAUAAGGUACAUGUGAAUGUCUACCAUAACAGGAAAUAAUGAUCCUGGCAUCUUGAAUCUCAGAAAAGUUUCAGACCUGGCUUAGCUGGCAGAAAAUUUUAGGGUAUUGCAUAACAGACACAGAAAAUAAUUUAUUAGGAGGAAUAUUAAUGAACUCUGCAGAUCGACCCAUGCUAUCAUGUCUACCAUAACAGUACCAUUGUUGACAUGGCUUGAUUCUUAACCAUCCAUGUUUUAUUAUUUAGUCCACUGUCGAAAAAGUGAAAGAUUGCGAAAGAAAACAAACUGAGGAGAGAGUUGAGGUAUUUUAAUAUUGACUGUUAUAUUGUUGCAAUCUGUCUGGUUCUAAUUUAAGAAAAGUGCUUCCAAAUCUCUAGGAAGAACAGUUUAGAACUUAGUUUAGAUUUCCUACAAUGAUUAAUCGAGGUAACCAUGGUAAAAUAAAAAUAAUUUGUGCUGUUUCAGCCUGAUUUAGUGGAGCAAGUAACAACACGAGCUAAUGUCAUCACGAAUGUCACGCUUUGUAAGUAACUAUCAUUAUUUACACUUGCAUGAAAUUUAGCGAUAUUUAAUGAAUAAAUUACCUCUGUCUUUCAGCUGAAAUUAAUUUAUUCCAUAAGCAAAGAGUGAUUGAUCACAAGGCGAUGAUGCAGCAUUUUUUACGAGAGCAAAUUAACUUUUAUCAAGGGGUAAGUGUCACUGUAUGUGAUGGCGAUGAUGCUGGUGAUGAUUGUGCUGAUGAUUAUUUUGAUUGUGAUGAUGAUUAUUUUGAUGGUGAUGAUGAUGAUGAUGAUAACGGUGAUGGUGAUGAUAUGGUGGUGAUUAUGGUAUGAUGAUGAUUAUGGUGAUGAUGAUGUAAUGAUGAUGAUGAUAAUAGUAAUAUAAUAGAGAAAACUUGUACCAAUAAAAAUUUACUGUUGUUCAGAUUGUGAACAAACUUCAAGACUCGUUAGAUAUGUAUGACAAAGUAGUUUGACCAGAUAUCAUGUCAGUCGUACAAUGAUCAAGAUCGUUCGUGAUGCAUAACGCCAUGGUGUGCCUGACCUUACUGCCACCGCGAUAAUCCUCGCCAAAAUAUGCAGUUUUACACUGAAUUCGACGUCAAAUUGAUUGGGGUGGAAGUCAUAUCAAGAUUUUCUAAAUUAUUCAUCGCUUGAUUACACAGAUUUGCUCAGAUAAGUAUGGUUAAACAAACACAGAUAAUACUUUAAAGUUGUUGUGAAUUCGCUUUAGAUGGUCUGACAAUUUGGUUAAUUUGGUCGUGCAGCAUAAUGUUCAUUCUUUUCAUUUUAUGUAGCAGUCUUGUAUUUGGAAACAAAUACAUUUAGGACUGAAAAACGUGUAGUUUAGUUUUGUACUAUAAUUGUGAACAUUUCUGGAAAUGUCACCAUCUCUUGUCCUGUAAUGCUUCAACGUUUUUGCGCAAACUUUUGUAUGAUCAAAUUAGAAUAGAAAUCAAUUUCUGUACAGAUAUAUAAAGUUAGUUUUUAAAUAUAUAUAAUAAGUUAAAUGUUAAUAAAAUGUGGGGAAACAGACGUCUAUAUUUAGAUGCUUCCUAAAUUGAUUUUAAUGUGCAAGCGUUGUUAAGUAAAUUUAUAUACCAGAUCUGUCAGUUCUAAACUGUUCUUCCUAGAGGUCCAGUAAGGGUCAUCUCUUAUUGAUCCAGUGUUACUACAGGAGGAAACCUAAACUAAAUGUUACGUUAUUAACAUCUGCACAUUGAAAAGAGUUUAGGACCAUUUUUUAUCCAAAUAAAAUGUAUUA
This is a messenger RNA of Paramuricea clavata, 5587 nucleotides long. The record is from the annotation of a GenBank genome assembly. NCBI's taxonomy places the organism in Eukaryota, Metazoa, Cnidaria, Anthozoa, Malacalcyonacea, Plexauridae.